This is a messenger RNA of Copidosoma floridanum, 1465 nucleotides long. RefSeq lists its product as uncharacterized. The record is from RefSeq and is a predicted model, not a curated record. Lineage: Eukaryota; Metazoa; Arthropoda; Insecta; Hymenoptera; Encyrtidae. Gene Ontology annotation, biological process: regulation of transcription by RNA polymerase II. Gene Ontology annotation, molecular function: RNA polymerase II cis-regulatory region sequence-specific DNA binding; DNA-binding transcription factor activity, RNA polymerase II-specific.
AAUAAGAGACAACGUAUCUCGAUCAACUUAAAAAAACGGAGUUGUUGUGUCACGUGAAGAAUAGCAACUUUCUUCUAUGUAAAAAAAAAUUUUGUUUAAAAGUUUACCACCUAAACGCAACAAUCACUGGGUUGGUAUUACCAUAGCAUUUUCUGAAGUCUUGAUCAACACUUGCUGGAAAUAUUUGGAAAUAACAUCUGCAAUGGAGGUUGAUACGAAGAAACAUGAACGACGCUGUGUAAGUGAAAAGCCGCCUUCAAGUCCAAAGGAAUUUGCAUGUAAAAUCUGCGGUGUAAGUUUUGCUUACAAAUCUUCCCUCAAAUCACACAAUUGUAUCCCUAUAAAAGAAAAGCCAUAUAGAUGUGAAAUUUGUGGCAAAUCUUUCGGUGACUCAUUUAAUCUGAAAAGGCACGGUCUCAUCCACACAGGCGAAAAGCCAUACGAAUGUGAAAUCUGCGGCAAAUGUUUUUCUCAAUUAUCUCAUCUGAAAACACAUGCUCAUACCCACACUGGCGAAAAGCCGUAUAGAUGUCAAAUCUGUGACAAAUCUUUUAAUAUGUUAAAUCAUCUAAAAAUCCACAUGCGUAUCCACACAGGAGAAAAGCCAUAUGAAUGUGAAAUCUGCAACAAAUCUUUUGCUCAAUUAAUUAAUCUAAAAACACACGCUCGUACACAUACAGGUGAAAAACCACAUAAAUGUGAAAUUUGCGACAAAUCUUUUGCUCAAUUAAUUCAUCUGAAAAUGCACACUCGUAUUCAUAUAGGCGAAAAACCACACAAGUGUAAAAUUUGCCACAAAUCUUUUUUUCGACCAACUAAUCUAAAAGUUCACGUUCGUACCCAUACAGGUGAAAAGCCAUAUGAAUGUGAAAUUUGUGGCAAAUCUUUCGGUGACUUAUUUAAUCUGAAAAGGCACGGUCUUGUCCACACAGGCGAAAAGCCAUAUGAAUGUGAAAUCUGCGGCAAAUCUUUUUCUCAAUUAACUCAUUUGAAAACACACGCUAAUAUCCACACUGGCGAAAAGCCGUAUAGAUGUCAAAUCUGUGGCAAAUCUUUUGUUGUAUCGAGUCAACUAAAAAUACAUGCUCGCAUCCACACAGAUGAAAAGCCAUAUAAAUGUAACGUUUGCGGAAAAUCUUUCAUUAGUAAUUUUUUUUUGCAAAGGCAUGAUCGUGUACAUACAGGCGAGCGACCCUUUAAAUGCAACGAUUGUGGUAAGUCUUUUGCUACCAAAGGUUAUUUAAUAGCCCACAUUCGUGUUCAUACAGGUGAUAAGCCAUACAAAUGUAAAAUCUGCGGCAAAUCAUAUUCUCGAAUAGUUUAUCUAAAAAUGCAUACUUGUAUUCAGACGAACUGAUAAACUUAAUACUACUUUAAGAUCUGCGGGAAACAUUUUACUGAAAAAAGCAAUUUUAAAAUGCACAUUUGCAUAUGUGUAAUCGAGAAAUUAUAUGUAUGUAAAAAC